Molecule: messenger RNA, 1069 nt
Organism: Physeter macrocephalus (sperm whale)
Lineage: Eukaryota; Metazoa; Chordata; Mammalia; Artiodactyla; Physeteridae
Gene: LIMD2
Product: LIM domain containing 2
Exons: 6
Coding region: 412-882 (156 amino acids)
Biological process (GO): actin filament bundle assembly
Cellular component (GO): plasma membrane; actin cytoskeleton
Molecular function (GO): actin filament binding
Source: RefSeq, a predicted model, not a curated record
CUGAGUGGUCCCACAAGUACUUGUGGGAGCACAGCGGUGACUUCCUUCGUUAGCUAGACAGCCUCAACAGCACACAUUUCUUUUAAAACCCAUCAUGCAUUUUUGUCUCUUAACUAACGUUGAGACGAUUAAUUUUAGCCUGUGGCCAUCAAACUGCUUUGGGGCUGGAAAGGUCUGAGUGCUGGAGACCGGCCGCUCUGCAGGACCACUUCUGGGCCACUGGAGCCCAGGCAGAAGAGGCUCACUUCUGUCAGGAAAGGCGGUGGACGGGGUUGUUUUGGAACAGGACUCAGUGCCUCCUCACCGUUGGGACUCAUACUCAAAGAGCAGAGACGGAGGGAGGCUGAGGAGAAGAGUGAAGCACAGCCUGGGUGCCCUGAGCGAGCCAAGGGAACAGCUGGGGGCUGGGGAAUGCCUGCUGCCCCGCUUACUCUCCUGCCAGAACCCAGCGGGUGCCGCGGCUCCACACGGGGCCUCCAUCGCCGCCAGCGAGCCAUGUUCCAGGCUGCAGGAGCCACCCAGGCCACCCCCUCCCACGAAGCCAAAGGUGGCAGUGGCAGCAGCGCGGUUCAGCGCUCCAAGUCCUUCAGCCUUCGCGCCCAGGUGAAGGAGAUCUGCGCUGCCUGCCAGAAGACUGUGUACCCCAUGGAGCGGCUGGUGGCCGACAAGCUCAUUUUCCACAACUCUUGCUUCUGCUGCAAGCACUGCCACACCAAGCUCAGCCUGGGCAGCUACGCGGCGCUGCACGGGGAAUUUUACUGCAAACCCCACUUUCAGCAGCUGUUUAAGAGCAAAGGCAACUACGACGAAGGCUUCGGCCGGAAGCAGCACAAGGAGCUCUGGGCCCACAAGGAGGUGGACCCUGGCACCAAGACAGCCUGAGGCCCCUCUCACAGUCCACUCCCUCCUCCCUCCGUCGAGGGCCUGGAGCAGGCAGCGGGCAGGGUGGGAGAGAGGUUGGACCGGGCCCGGUGGGGGCAGGGUGGGAAGGGGUUGAGGCCGUCUUGCUCCGGCAGAGGGUCUUGGGGGCAGGGCUCUGCUCCGGGAUUCCUUCCUUCUCCCUCAGUGG